CACUUUCUCAUACACAUUCCAAGAAAUCUCUUCUCAUCCUUUCUUCCACACGUAACCAUCUUCUUCUUCCCCUCCUCCUUUCUGCUUCUCCCUCUCCCUUUCAUGUUUUAAUCCAAGCCCUUCCAUUCUUAACCCCUCCCUCCCAUAUUGCUUCUUCUUCUUCUGGUAUCUCAAAUUUGACUACUCUGCUAGCUGCAUCCUUUUAAUCCGCCAACUUGAUGACCACUUCCUUCUCUGACCGCCGCCGCACUUCUCCCGCCGACCACAACCUCGGAGGCUCCGAAAGGCCUCAUCAGCUGUUGUUGUCGGAUCCAACAGGUUCUGGUGCGCCCAAAUUCAAGUCCACACCUCCUCCACUUCCCAUUUCUCCUUCUUACUUUUCACUCCCUCCUGGGUUGAGCUUUGCAGAGCUGCUUGAUUCCCCUGUUCUCCUCAACUCCAAUUCUCACAUUUUGCCAUCUCCAACAACUGGAACAUUUGGCUUCAAUUGGAAGAUCAGUUCUGGGGAAAACCAUCAGAAUAAUGUCAAGGAAGAAGAUAAAAGCUUCUCAAAUUUCUCCUUCCAAACCCAAUCACAGCCUCCUAUUCCUUCCACAGCAGGGUUUCAAUCUUCAAACAGCAUAGUUCAAAAUGGAUGGGCUAAACAAGAUGAAUUUUCUUCUGGAAUGAGUAUGGGGAUGGUGAAAACUGAAGCCUCUUCUUCUAUACAGAGUUAUAAUAACAUUAACAACAAUUACCAUCCACAACAAGUUCAGACCCUGAGUAGAAGGUCAGAUGAUGGGUACAGCUGGAGGAAAUAUGGGCAAAAGCAAGUGAAAGGAAGUGAGAAUCCAAGAAGCUACUACAAAUGCACAUACCCCAAAUGCCCAACAAAGAAAAAAGUUGAGAGGGCUUUAGAUGGACAAGUUACUGAGAUUGUUUACAAAGGCACUCAUAACCAUCCCAAGCCUCAGGCUCCUCAUAAGAGGAACAGCUCAUUCACUACCUCAAAUCAUGUCAGCACUGAAAUACAAGGCGCCACUCAUGGCAGUGGACAAAUGGAUUCUGUUGCAACCCCUGAAAACUCAUCAUUGUCAAUGGGGGGUGAUGAUUUUGAACAGAGUUCUAUGAGUAAAUCAGGAGGAGAGGAGCUUGAUGAAGAUGAACCUCAUGGCAAAAAAUGGAGAAUGGAGGGUGAAAAUGAGGGCAUGUCAGCAGCAGGAAGCAGAACGGUGAAAGAAUCCAGAGUUGUGGUUCAAACAACCAGUGACAUUGAUAUUCUUGAUGAUGGAUACCGAUGGAGGAAAUAUGGGCAGAAAGUAGUAAAGGGAAAUCCAAAUCCAAGGAGUUACUACAAGUGCACAAGCCGUGGAUGCCCAGUGAGGAAGCACGUGGAGCGAGCCUCACAGGAUCUAAAAGCAGUGAUCACAACCUAUGAGGGAAAGCACAACCAUGAAGUCCCUCCACCACGUGGCAGUGGUGGUGGUAGCUACUCUUCUAUCAAUAGACCAGUGCAAACCAAUACCACAAACAACACAGCAACAAGCGUAGCCUCUGCUAUGACUCUGAGUUCUCAACACAAUAAUAAAACUUCCUCCAUCAACAAUUCUCUUCAAGGACAAGCAGUGUUCACUUCUGAGAUGCCUCAGAGCCAGAGCCAGGGAAACAUUGGAUUCCAAGGGUUUGGUGGGAAUGCGAUAGAAUCUUAUUAUAUGAACUUGAAUCAGCAGCAAUCUGAGGAUAUUUUUUCUUCCGGGGCCAAGGAGGAGCCUGUAGAUGACUCGUUUUUUGAAUCUUUGCUAUGUUAAUAGGAAUACUUUUUCUCAUUUUGCAUAGUUUUGGAUGGUUGGAAUUUUUGGAAGGGGGUUUGGUUUAGGAUUUUAUACUUCACUAAUAAAAUCAGCUUCAUUCCAUUAAUUAUCUUUUUAUUAUUUUUUUAUUGUAUAUUUCCACACCCACAGGAUUGUAACUAAUACUGUAUAUUUAUUCAUAAUAAUGGUUCAUUACUUCAUUGUUCA
Lotus japonicus is the source of this 1997-nucleotide messenger RNA. RefSeq names its product probable WRKY transcription factor 26. The record is from RefSeq and is a predicted model, not a curated record. Bases 219 to 1787 code for a protein of 522 amino acids. NCBI's taxonomy places the organism in Eukaryota, Viridiplantae, Streptophyta, Magnoliopsida, Fabales, Fabaceae. The transcript has 5 exons. Gene Ontology annotation, molecular function: sequence-specific DNA binding; DNA-binding transcription factor activity. Gene Ontology annotation, biological process: regulation of DNA-templated transcription.